Molecule: messenger RNA, 6513 nt
Organism: Polypterus senegalus (gray bichir)
Lineage: Eukaryota; Metazoa; Chordata; Cladistia; Polypteriformes; Polypteridae
Gene: lrfn5a
Product: leucine rich repeat and fibronectin type III domain containing 5a
Exons: 4
Coding region: 3602-5941 (779 amino acids)
Molecular function (GO): protein binding
Source: RefSeq, a predicted model, not a curated record
UAAAAACUUUGGGUCUGACACACAAUGCAGUGUUUACCAAAUAAGUAAACUAUCAUUAACUUUUUUUUUAAUUUUAAUUAAAGACUUGCCUAAUUGCUUGUUUCAUUUUUCCUCUUACAGAACUGGAGAUAUUACUUAAAGAAAUUAAAGAUAAUAUGUAUUAUAUUGCAAAAAACACACAUAUCUUUUCCUGUUUGGAUUAAUUUUAGUAAAAAAAAAAACCACAAUGUUACAAAUGCAUUGUUUCAUCUGAAUGUGCAGUGUUCUAACUAUCUUUCUUCCCCUGAAUUACAAAAUCAUGCAUAUUAAUGAGCAUCUUGAAAAAUGGAGACAAGACGGCGUACUCUUCAUAAAACCUGCGUUUCAUUCUCUAAUACAACAGCACCCCCACCUUACAAGUUUCAGUACGCAGCAGAAGUCAAACUCAGGAAUGUGACAGUCAUUUCUAAAUGUUCAUGUAGGGCCUCACUAGGUUGUGUACUGUACUUAUUAUUCCACCUACUAAUAUGGCAAGUGCACACAAAUAACAAAAUAAAAAUAUAUAUUAUCGUACUCUAUUGGUAUUACUAAAAAUUCAAAUGUAAUUACUGCAUAUUAAAUAAUUAGUAGGUGUCUUUCAUUUUAAGCAGUGUUGAGAACAUCAGUUAUUUUAUUAUAUAUGUUACCGGUAAUGUGUGAAAACUGGCAAAAACGGCAGGCAUUGUAUUCAUUGCCUAGGUAUUCUAUACAAUACCUGCUUUUCACACAUUGCCGGUAACAUAUAUAAUACCAGGCAAUGCAGCUUAUUUCUAAUCAGUUAAACAAGUGAUGACAUUUUAAUCAUUCUUGUAGUUUUUUUUUUCAUACUGGAUGGUCUGAUAAAUGUCUUUAAUGCCAAUGAAAACAAUGUGUUGUUCUUUCUGUUGCAUUUUCACCAAAUAGCUCUGCUGAAUCUCAUGGUUUUCUAAUAGUAAUCUAAGGUUUCAUAGAUAUUUGUAAAUCCCAAAACCGUAUGGUUUAGGCAUAUCCUUUCGUUUAAAUAAAGUUUUCCCAACAAGCUCCUGUAAAAUUGAAUGGCUGCCUUCACACUGUUAAACUGGCCCGCACUAUAGCUGGAGAGAGUGAACAAGCUAAACAGGUUGAGGGUUUGUUUUAUUUGCAUAGUAUUCUCUAAUAUUAAAAGAAUAUCAUUUUUAAAGCUUUUCCUCCAAUAUUUUAUAUUUGCCUUAUUAAACUUUAAACUUUUUAAAGUACAUUAUAUGAAGUAUUCCCAGAGUGGACGUUUUAUAUGAAUUCUGCAUUUUAUAAAUUUUUAAAACAAAGUCCACUGUACUCCCCAGUAGCUGUCUGUGGUGCUGAACUUGCUUCAUGUAAAAACAAUGCAGAUGCAUCCGUCUACUCUAAACCACAGUUUCGCAUACGCAACUUUUUUUCUUUUUAAAAUAAAGAUGCGACAUCUGUGUUAAACACAUUCUCAGCAGCGACAUGAGGAAAUUCCAGUAUGUACUAACUGUUUAGCGCACAAAAUACGCAAUCCCUACAAACCUAGCUGUGGACUAAAUUCAGAAUUUCAAGUUUCAAGUUGAUAAAUUGCAUCAUUUAAAAUCGCCUUGUUUGUUCUAUUUCGCCAAUAUAAUAUGUAAGUGUAAAAAAAUGUAAACAGAGUCAAUUUUAAUAUGCAAAAACUGGGAGACCUUAUACAAGACACACAAUGCUGAAUAUAGUAAAAAAAGAAAAAAAAACAAAAGUAUUUUUUUAAGUCUCCCAGAGUUUUCCGAUGCAUAGGAAAGCGAGUAUUUUUUGUUAGCUACGAAAGAAAUUCACCAAGAAUAUUAGAAAACAAAAUCCACUAAAAGUUUGCAUGAAGAAUACAUUUUAAAGUUUGCAAAAAUAAGGGUUUAGCAGUGGUUUGAAAGAAAUCCAUAUGUUAAUUAUUUUCUUUAAAGUGUUUCGCAGAAAACGCUAAAAUGGUAAUCCUCGUAUACAGUAUAUCCAAGAUCCGAAAGCAUGAAUAAAAUCAAAAACAAUUUUAAAACGUUGAAUUGGGAAAGUCCAGGAGACGUGAAGUUUGCCAAACUUUUUUUUAUUAUUAUUAUUUUUGUUCUGCUUUGUUCUUCAAUCGAUUGAUGCAAACGUAUCCUUCUUUUUACGAACUGUGCAACUUUCCCCUUUUCUUUUCGGCGCCGGAGCUGUGUAAAUUCCACAAAGCAGGCAGGCAGGCUGGCUCUCGCUUAAGAUACCCAUCUCUCAGGAUGUUCUCAGCAUGGAAGUCCAUGUAAAUUCAUCUGCAUAGCCUUUAAUAGCAGGAUAGCCCCGCUGAGUGAUGCCCUCCGCCUUUUUUGCUCAGAACAACACCAUCCCGCGUUAGCCUGAGAAAACUAAGCUGACAGCACUCCUGCGCGAGCUUCGCAGAGUGACAGAAUCCGAAAUGAGGAGCGCGAGCGUCAGCUUGAACCAAUCCGUGAUGACUUCCUUUGCUUUUUCCCUUUGAUAGAUUUUUUUUCAUCUCGACCACAAAUCCCAUUCUUGCGGCGCUUUCCUAGUUAAGCGCCUCAAAUAGUGUUUGCACGGCCUGAGGUUUACCGGAAUGCGGGAAAAGAAUACUAUGGGGCGUGUUUGAGGCAUUCUUUAUGGUCGUCAUUGUUUUUGGAUAUCUGUCCCUCUUUUUUUGCCUUUAUUCUUUUUUUUUCUUUCUUACAUUUUUCUUCCGUUCAUUCCGUUGUUCACAAGACGAUCCGGCAUAUUUUCGUGUAAAAUCAUUAGCCACUAAUCCUCUUACGGAGGUAAAGAGGUAGAUAACGGCGGUAUCGGGGCUGAGGACUCUCCCUUUCUACCGACUUGAGUGAAGAACGCACAUAUGUGGCACUCAAUCACUCUGAGGAUUAACACAGCGUGGAGGCAGAACUGGGGGGAAGUGGUAGGUGCAGCGGUGCAAAGAUCAGCCUGCUGAGAUUUGAUCGGAGUUCCCCCAUCUCAGCCACUUGAUCGCUCUCACUGCAGAGACGUUUGCUCAGCUAAAUAGAGCAAGCUGGUUUAAUGCGGAGGAAAGCUCCCGUAGUCGAAAGGCUCACCAGCCAGCCAGAGGAGGAUGGCUCUGUCUGCGCAGUUUGAAAGGGAAAAACAAGCCUCCGUCUCCUGUAAAGGGCUCCUGAAGAUCUGCUGUGGAAUUUGAUAGUUUCUUUCUGCGCUUGCUGAUCGUACUGGGUUUGGUUUCUCCUUCUUUCCAAAUUUUGUGUUUAACCGGGAACGUAAGCGGAUUCUGAAGGGAUUUUUUUUUUUACAUACAAACCCAUGGCAUAUUGUUUGAGCGCAGGGGGGGACAUGGGCUGUGCGGAGUUGUGCGGUAAGAAAAUCAGCACACCUUGCAUUGACAGAAUAUAGUGGAAAACCAAAUGGAACACAUUUCAAAAUAUGGUGAAAUGAGGAUUGAGAAGAUUCGGUUUCCAUGACCCUCGACAGACAGAAAAGGGCUGAUGUUCCUUCUGCAAGGAGAUUUGUGGUUGAAGUCUUCCCUUGCAGCAGAUGUUUUUCCUUCACACUGUGUUUGAUAAGGAGGCUUCCACCAGAUGGACAGUAAACUAUCAGGCUUCUUUAAAGCACAAGUGUUUGAUCCUGACUUACAAUGGAAAAACUGCUUUUCUAUCUGCUGGUUAUUGGCAUGGCAGUUAAAGCCCAGAUCUGUCCAAAACGCUGUGUCUGUCAGAUUUUAUCUCCCAACCUUGCAACGCUCUGUGCCAAAAAAGGUCUUCUGUUUGUCCCACCUAACAUUGAUCGGCGUACCGUGGAGUUACGUUUGGCUGAUAACUUUGUCACAAACAUCAAAAGAAAAGACUUUGCCAACAUGACCAGCCUUGUGGAUCUUACCUUGUCAAGGAAUACAAUAAGUUUCAUUACGCCCCAUGCUUUCGCAGAUCUUCGCAAUCUACGGGCCCUGCACCUCAACAGCAAUCGAUUAACUAGAAUUUCCAAUGAUAUAUUUAGUGGGCUUUCUAAUCUUCACCACCUUAUUCUCAAUAACAAUCAGCUUACUACAAUCCUACCAGAGGCAUUUAAUGAUGUUUUAUCAUUGGAAGAGCUGGAUAUAUCUUAUAAUAACUUGGAGACCGUUCCCUGGGAAGCUGUUGAGAGGAUGACUAGCUUGCACACCUUCAGUCUUGACCACAACAUGAUUGACCACAUCCCCGAGGGCACCUUUUCACACCUCCAUAAACUAACCCGUUUGGAUGUUACUUCCAACAAACUCCAGAAGCUGCCACCGGACCCCCUCUUUCAGCGUGCUCAGGUUCUGGCCACAUCUGAGAUCCUGAGCCCCUCAUCUUUUGCACUUAGUUUUGGAGGUAAUCCCCUGCACUGCAAUUGUGAGUUGCUUUGGCUAAGGCGCCUUACGAGGGAAGAUGAUCUAGAAACAUGCGCUACACCAUUACAUUUGUCUGGCCGGUAUUUUUGGUCCAUCCCUGAAGAGGAAUUCUUGUGUGAACCCCCUCUGAUCACUCGUCACACACAUGAAAUGCGAGUCCUGGAGGGCCAAAGGGCAACCUUAAGGUGCAAAGCAAGAGGUGAUCCUGAACCUGCUAUCCACUGGAUAUCGCCUGAUGGUAAACUUAUUUCUAAUUCUUCUAGAGCGCUUGUCUAUGACAACGGAACCUUGGACAUUCUUAUCACAACUGUAAAAGAUACGGGUUCUUUCACUUGCAUCUCCUCCAAUCCAGCUGGUGAAGCAACCCAAACAGUUGACCUAAACAUUAUUAAGCUGCCCCACUUGAUAAACAGCACAAAUAAUUUUCAAGAACCGGAUCCUGGCUCCUCAGACAUCUCUACUUCGACUAAGUCUGGGUCCAAUGCUAGCAGUAAUGCGGGAGACUCAAAGAGUAGCCAAGACAAAAGGGUAGUAAUUGCCGAGACAACUUCGUCAACAGCGCUUAUUAAAUUCAACUUUCAAAGGAACAUCCCUGGUAUUCGCAUGUUUCAGAUUCAGUAUAACGGCACAUAUGAUGAUUCCCUUGUUUACAGAAUGAUUCCGCCCACAAGCAAAAACUUUCUUGUUAACAACUUGGCUGCUGGAACCCUCUACGACCUGUGUGUCCUGGCUAUCUACGAUGAUGGAAUUACCUCCCUGACUGCAACUAGAGUUGUGGGGUGCAUUCAGUUCACAACAGAACAGGAUUAUGUCCGCUGUCACUUUAUGCAAUCACAGUUUCUUGGUGGUACAAUGAUUAUUAUUAUAGGGGGCAUCAUUGUGGCUUCAGUCCUUGUCUUCAUUAUUAUUCUGAUGAUUCGCUACAAAGUGUGCAACAACAGUGAUCCAAACAAGGCCACAAAGGUUAGCAAUGUUUAUUCACAAACCAAUGGGGCACAAGCCCAGAGUUGCGGGGGGUCUUUACCACACUCGAGCUCGAAGCAGGCUUUGGGGCAGGAUGAGACUGCUCAGUGUCACAAGACUCAUCUUGGUGAGACUGUGACCCAUUCUUCAGAGACAUCCUCCUCUAUCCCAGAAUGCUCCACCACUACCUCUAUGAUGGCCCAGAACUGGACCUCCAGCUCCUCUGGCUCUUUAAAGCCAAAACGAAAGGCCGGGACAAAGGCAUCGCCAGAGCCCAAGAUUGAGGCACUUCCUAAUGCCGAGACUCAGAAUACGAAUCGGAAUAAUUCCACUGCAUUACAGCAGUCAAGCUGCUCUCCUGUGCUGCAAGCCAAGGAAACCCCCACUUUUAAACGAGUACACUCUAAACCUAAUAAAUACCUGACCUUGCCAGCAGACAGCCUGAGAGCUAAGCGCAGGUAUUCUUUAAACGAAGACUUGUCUAAAUACCACUGCUGUAUAAGUUCCCAAAGGUUGGGGAGCUUGUGGUCCAAAAGAAGCCUAUCAAUGAAUGGCAUGCUAUUACAAUUAGAAGGUUCAGACGUGGACAGUGGGAAGGCAACAUUUUCAAGUUCGGAGUGGAUACUGGAAAGCACUGUGUGACUUUUUCAUUUGUAUUCCCUUCAAAAAUAUAAAACCAGAAGAAACAAACAGUGUGGGUAACGUUGCCUUUUGGGGGUUUGGGAUUCCAUUUGUCUCAGUCGAUAAUUUUGUGUAUAAGGUUUUUGAAAAGCAGCAUCAUGCUCACAUGGCGUUACAACAACAACCACACGGCAUUGUCCCCAGAUGUAACUAAACGAGUUGAAGAUAAAUGUGUCAAGAAAACGUAAAAGAAAAAAGAAAUAAGCAGUUACAACCCUUCAAAGUCACUGGCUUCCCAUUUUCACGGUAGGAUGAGCCAUGAGGAACAAGUCGUGCGAAAAUAGGGAAUCGGGGAGGGAAGUAAUUUCACAAAAAAGCCUUUUUACAAAGGAAAUUACCAUUUCCUAUAUACUAGAAGGAGAAAAAAAACAAAACAAAUUAAAAAAAAAAAGAGCAACUCUUGCUUCGGGACCUGUUAUUAAAUCGAUAUUUUUUAAAAGAAGAAGAUCAAAGUUUGUUUUCAGUGACACUGACUUUGCCUUUGUUUUCAGGCAAAAGACAUACUGUAUAGAAAAAAAAAGAAAAAAAAACAA